AUGACAAUGUAUCAGCGAGACAUUACAAUUAGGAUGUUGCAGGGGGGUGCAACGCUCUCAGAAGUCGCGACCAAGUUUGGACGCGCGCCAUCCACUAUCCACCGACUACUAUAUGUAAAGUUCUCCACCACCACUACCACGUGCGAUAGGCCUCGAUCCGGCCGACCAAGUAUACUAUUGGCUCUUCAGAAGAAGAUUAAAUAUUAA
Bipolaris maydis ATCC 48331 is the source of this 207-nucleotide messenger RNA. The record is from RefSeq and is a predicted model, not a curated record. Lineage: Eukaryota; Fungi; Ascomycota; Dothideomycetes; Pleosporales; Pleosporaceae.